AUGGCGGUACCAACUGUCGAAUUCAUGACUCGCAACAACCUUGCCGACCAUCUGACUUGGCUGCUCGACAACAUUUCCCUAGCAACACCACCGCCUCGCCACUUUCCUACGCCCUCUGGACUGUAUCUCGGCAUUUCGGACGCGUCGGACUCAAUCCUGCCUCCCAGCCCCCGGCCUCAGGCUCUGAGAAGGCAGGACAAGCCACAAGACUCACAAACUUCUCAAUCGUUGUCCAGCCUCACGGCAAAUGGACUUCGUGAGAGGACCGGGCAAGAACCACCAGCGCACGGCUCGGCCCAGCUGUCCCAGGACAACAUGGGCCGCUUGACUUCGACAACAAAGUCCCAAAAGCCCUCUUUACUGUUUCAAAAAUCCGCAAAUACGACACCGAAAUCCUCCGGCUCAACAAUUCACGAUGUCAGAGCUAGCACAAGCAAGAGAGACCCGCCCUCGAGCUCGCGGACGGACCUUGGAAAAUAUUCCUCUAGCAAACCGAAACCCGCGUUCCAGCAACCGAUUUCGAGCAUUGGACUGGAGUUUACGGAUAUCGAUGCCGACGACCUUGAAUGCAUGGACUUGACAACGGACACACUGCACUCGGCCGAGUCAUUGGAGUUUGUUAAAGAGGUCCGACUGCAAUCGUCUGUUGGCAAGAGCACAACGUCUUCGCAACCCAAAAGCGGCAAAAAGAGAAAGAGCAGCGAUAUCAAUGGCUUUGAAGCGGACCUUGAGGAUCACUUCGCUGAUGUAUAUCAAAUGCUUGGCACCGAACGUCCAAUGUCGACACCAGCUUGGAAGUCGUCCUCCCGAAAGAACGGCUCAACCAGCAUUAAGCGCCACCAAAAUCGAGAUGCGGAAACAACAAUGCACUCUGCCCGAAAACAGAGGCUCCAUUCGAUCAGUAGUGUUCCGGACGACUUUUCGUCCCCAAGUCGGGCGGUUGCUGCGAAACGGCCCCAAUCCGGCCUUUCCCAAUGUCGAAAUGAAGUAUCCGUAUCUUCACAGCAGCGAAUACAAACACAUGAUAGCAGACGAUUGAGUACUCCAGCAGCGACGCCACCACUCGUUCAAUUUCCCGACGGUAUGAGUGCACACAUUGAGCGAGUGGAACACUUCAUUCCCGACUCCGAUGACGAGUUUGUAACGCCGCCGUCAUUCAAAACCGCAAAUAUAUCCCAGCGGAGCCAGCAAGUACGAGCUUUACAGUCAGAGGCUAGCCAAGUAGUAGCGGACUCACCCCAGCCACGACUUGGGACAACUGCCUCGGCAGAUACCUCAACAGACGAUAUCAUCAUGCUGCCGCCGCAAAACGAUGUGCAAUCGAGCCAAGCCCCACGCAUAUUGUCCUAUUUGUCACAAAAUCCUACUAUUCUGGACAACAAACUCCAGCAGCUCGAUGUUCUUAUUCAGCAAAACGCACGCGAAUUUAAACAGGCGAUAGAGGCGCGAUGUACAAAGGAGAAACGUGGCGAAAUCAAAACAGAGAAGGAACGCUUGUUGCAGCAGAAGAAGUCUCUCGAAGCACUCACCAUAUCCUUCCGAUCAUAUGUUGAAAUAUGCCAGCAGCGUGAGGCCAUUGCCGCCCACGUUGCUAAGGCAUACCUCGAAGAGAUGGAGACUGACGAGGACGAGGCAAAGCUCGACGAGAUUACGAUCGCAGUGGAAGAAAAAGAGAAAGAACUGAUGCAAGAGCUAACAAUGGCUGGUGUUGAAGAAGCUGAUUGUCUCGACCUGGUACCGGUUGGGCAAGGCACUUCUCAAUCUGAAAACGUUGUGCUGGGAACUCAGCACGUAGCGGGGGUGACGGUUGACAUGUCAGAGCCGAGUUUGGAUCCUCAACCUGGCAUGGCGCAUGCGACACAAGUUGUCCAUCAAACUCAGAUCGGAGAGACCCCCGGCUCCAGCUUCUUGCAUCAUUACCCUCAUACUGGUAUCAACAGCUAUGCAGCUGGCUUAGAGGCAGCGCAAAGACUUGACGCGCCAUUCCCCAGGGCUCCUGGUAGCCAGGCUUUGCGGCCUGCUCUCAAUAAUAUGCGAUCAACAACGCUAGCAGACAUUGAUCCAUUCGAGGACGAGCUCAUGUCUGAGUUUGAUGACGACAUUAUGCUCCCACCCCCUCCACGAUCUGCCAAGAAAUCUUCCAAGAACGCGUCCCGCAGCAUCCCCCAGCGUGAUCGAGAUGAGUUCAGCGACUUCAGUGACGAUGCGGAUAUGCUAGCGUUUGCACAAGACUAUGAAAGUCAGCAAUCGGGCAAGGAACAGUCCCAAAAGAGCCGCAGAGUCUUUUCUGAAACGUCUGGAAAUGCUGCACCAGUCUCUAGGGCUCGUUCUGCAUCCCGAAAGCCUGCAGUCGUUGUGCAGCCAGAGCUGACCAUCCCGCCGCAUCUGAUGAAGUUCCCCUGGUCUCCAGAAGUGCAGAGGAUGCUCAAGGAUAGGUUUCGUAUGAAAGGGUUCAGACAAAAUCAGCUGGAAGCCAUCAACGCAACCUUGUCCGGCCAGGAUGCAUUUGUUCUGAUGCCUACUGGCGGUGGUAAGUCGCUUUGCUACCAGCUUCCUGCGGUGGUUAGGACAGGCAAGACACGCGGUGUCACCAUUGUCAUCUCUCCGCUACUGAGUCUCAUGCAAGAUCAGGUGGACCACAUGAAGGCACUUGGAAUUCAAGCCGUCGCAUUCAACGGAGAAUGCUCCGCUGAAUAUAAACGACAAGUCAUGAAUGCCUUUGGAGAACGCAGCCCAGAACAUUUUAUUGAGCUACUGUACAUCACGCCCGAGAUGAUCAGCAAGAACAUGGCUUUCAAUGCCGCGCUUCAAAAAUUGUAUCAGAACGGCAAGUUUGCCAGGCUGGUAAUUGACGAGGCGCACUGCGUGAGCCAAUGGGGCCAUGAUUUCCGCCCCGACUAUAAAGCUCUGGGUCAAGCGCGCAAGAAAUUCCCCAACGUCCCUGUCAUGGCAUUGACAGCCACAGCCACGCAAAACGUCAUCGUCGAUAUCAGGCACAACCUUGGCAUGCACACCUGUAAAGUCUUUUCACAAAGCUUUAACAGACCAAAUCUAUUCUACGAAGUCCGACCGAAGGGCACAGCCGCCAGCUCCAUUGAAACCAUCGCUGACCUAAUUCACUCUCAUUAUGCUGGUCUGACUGGCAUCGUCUAUGCUCUAUCUCGCAAGGGGACGGAAAAUGUCGCCAAGAAACUCGGAGAGGCAGGUAUCUCUGCCUAUCACUACCAUGCUGGCAUGACACCCCCCGAGAAAGUCAGUGUGCAGAAGAAAUGGCAAAAAGGUGAUGUUAAGGUGGUUGUUGCGACUAUUGCUUUCGGAAUGGGCAUUGACAAGCCGGAUGUGCGAUUUGUCAUUCACCACGGACUGCCGAAGAGCUUGGAAGGGUAUUAUCAGGAGACUGGCCGUGCAGGCCGAGAUGGCAAGCCAUCCGAUUGCAUUCUUCUCUAUGGAAAAAGAGACAUAACAGUUCUCAAGAAGAUGAUCACGGAUGGUGAAGGCAACCAACAGCAAAAGGACAGGCAAAUGGAGAUGCUCAACAGAGUCGCCUCAUUCUGCGACAACCAAUGGGACUGUCGCCGAACAGAAGUCCUGCGUUACUUUGGAGAAGAUUUCUCGGCGGCACAAUGCCAGAAGAAUUGUGACAAUUGUCAAUCGGGAAAGGUGUUUGAACAACGAGACUUUUCAGAUUGCGCCAGAUCGGCCAUCAGAGUCAUUCAGCUUCACGAGAAGCGCACCAAAUUGACUGGGUCUCAGUGCGCGGACUAUCUACUCGGCAAAAAGAAGAAGCCGCAUGAUCCAGAAUUCUCUGGCGAGUGCUUUGGCGACUGUCGGGGGCUUAUGAAGCACCAGAUCAUCAACGUCAUCGACAAGCUCUUGGCGGAGAAGGCUUUCUGCGAAGACAACGUAGUUAGCAAAUAUGGCAUGGCUAUCCAAUAUUUGGCCACAGGGCCUAGGGCUUACCAGUUUCUCAAUCGUCAGCAACAGCUGAUGAUACCGGUGCAGGUCAGUGAACUCGAAGCUGCUGCUGGAAAAAAGAAACCCUCCACCAAGAAGACCAAGAGUAAAGGCCAGGAAACGCUCAACUUGCAAUCAACCUAUGUGUCUUCGCCGGUGGGCAAGCGCCGCACGCGCCCUCGAGUGCUUGAUAGCGAUGACGAGGACUACCCAGCAACUUCGCACGGAUAUGCCGAUGAUGGGUUCGUCAUUUCGGACGAGGAAGAGGGACAUGAUGAGGACGAGGACGACACUUUUGCCGACUUACCCAGCCACCGACCAGCCAAACCCAGCACCAGCAAGCAAAAACAAAAGCAACCCGCCACAAAAGCAACCCCAGUGAAGCCAUUUGGUCCUCCGAUCCACUCCAAUAAGUGCAUGGAAGAUUUACCCGAAAUACACCAGGACAUUGUCAUGGCUUUUGUGCAACAAGCACGGAGACUUGAAGAGCAUAUACGCAACAAGAAGGAGCUUCGACGGCCACUUUUCAAUGAGAAGCAAUUUCAGGAAAUGGCCAUCAAUUGGACUACUACUAUUGACCGCAUGGGCCGCAUUCCUGGCAUCGAUGGCGACAAGGUUCGAGAGCACGGCCCGAAGCUGCUCCCGAUUUUGCGCAAGCAUCAGGAAAUGUAUGAGGAAAUGAUGGGCGGGACUGACCAGAAUGACGAGGAUAUCGUAGACCUCAUUAGCUCCGACAUUGAGUUCGAUGCAGAACCUAGUGCCGGCGAGACCUCACACUUUUUUGCACCACCGCAGCGGCCACGACCCGAAGUUUCCGCGUUUCAUUCCCGCCUCGAGCAAGCAAAUCAAACUGGCAGCCCUGAAUUGCAAACCCAAGCUCGACCAUCCCGGCCGUGGGUGCGAGGAGAAGGCGGUGGUGGCCGAGGCGGCGGUGGCGGGGGGCGCAAGGCCUCCUAUAAUAAGCGCAAUAAAGGACAGGGCGGCGUGAGGAAGCGCAAUACCAGCGGAGGUAACCAAUCCCGCAAAGCAAGCGGCGAUUCUGGUUUUGCCGGAGGGGGAGGAGCAGGCCCUUCCCGGCUGUCUGGGGUCAAGAGAGACGGUAAGAUCAUCAAGAAACCCGGCGGAGGAAUCGGUCUAAUGCCGGUGUGA
This is a messenger RNA of Cordyceps militaris CM01, 5103 nucleotides long. Its product is annotated as RecQ family helicase MusN. Gene Ontology annotation, biological process: double-strand break repair via homologous recombination; DNA replication. The transcript is spliced from 2 exons. NCBI's taxonomy places the organism in Eukaryota, Fungi, Ascomycota, Sordariomycetes, Hypocreales, Cordycipitaceae. Gene Ontology annotation, molecular function: nucleic acid binding; four-way junction helicase activity; 3'-5' DNA helicase activity. The record is from RefSeq and is a predicted model, not a curated record. Bases 1 to 5103 code for a protein of 1700 amino acids. Gene Ontology annotation, cellular component: RecQ family helicase-topoisomerase III complex; cytoplasm; nucleus.